GAGAAACUUGUCAGCACUUUCCUUCCUCGCUCGCGUCUGAAUCCUCACGAAAGGUGGCCGUUAAACAUGGUUGAGAAAACGGCCGUCUCGGCUGCUGUCAGGAAAUGCUCAGCUGCUCAAUGUGCCGGCACGGAAGGGUUCUCUCGCUGCUCGUGCUUUUAAGUACAGCCCAGACAGAAAAAUGCACGUGAAGAACAGCUUAUAUAGGCUCUGAAGGAACUCUGGGAUCUGUGGUGGAGGAUGUUUGCCCCGAUUUUUCACCUCUUUGCGACUUGAUGUCGAUAUUACGGUUUAGGGGUAACAGCUCUGACACGAUUGCAAGACACAAACAGCCACGUGAAUGGUUUUUUCUCGGUGUUUUUGUCGCUGGACUCUCUCUGCGUCGACGGUGUGACAUGAAGAAGGGCGUCCUUCAGGAAAAGCCUUCGAGUUUUAUUAGGUCACGCCUCCUGGACAAGACCUUUCCAGAAGACAACACGCGCCCACGAGGAAGUAUGAUUCUAGGGCUCUUGGCGGUAGGCAUUCUCUGGGGGGUGACCAUCCCUCUGAUGCGCGAUGGGGGUCUGGCCGCCGACGGCGAUAAAGCUCCUGAGUUCGACGAAAAAGACAAGUUGAGUUCUUCGGGAAAGAAACUUCGUGGAGGCAUUGUCGGCUGCUUUCUCUCCCUGCUGCGGCUUCUCAUCCAAUGGCGAGUUCUCGUUCCGUACCUGUUGAACCAGUGCGGAUCACUGUGUUACUAUUAUCUUCUCGGAGAAUACGAUCUGUCGAUUACCGCCCCUCUGGCGAACACCCUGGCGUUUUUCUUCACUUUCCUGACUGAAGCCAUCAUGAAGAAGGCUCUGCCCUCAGCCCAAGAGAUUGUAGGCUGCGCCUUGAUUGUCUUCGGGUUCGCGAUUUGUGUCAGCGACUGAGGUUGACAGUCUGGCUCCUGUCGAAGAUUUCCAGUACCUGCUGUCGCUCUUCCUUCUUCCUACCUCGUUCCUCUGGCCUCUGGGUCCCUACACCUGCAAAGAGAGACGCCCCAACUUGUCAAGAAAAAGAUUCGUCGAAUCAGAGAAUAGAUGGACUCACUUCUUUACUGAUUUACAAUGGUCUCUGGCU
Molecule: messenger RNA, 1101 nt
Organism: Toxoplasma gondii ME49
Lineage: Eukaryota; Apicomplexa; Conoidasida; Eucoccidiorida; Sarcocystidae
Exons: 5
Coding region: 276-911 (211 amino acids)
Source: RefSeq, a predicted model, not a curated record